This is a messenger RNA of Gorilla gorilla gorilla (western lowland gorilla), 3116 nucleotides long. It is a transcript of the gene IHO1, whose product is annotated as interactor of HORMAD1 1. The transcript is spliced from 8 exons. The coding region runs from base 505 to 2292 and encodes 595 amino acids. The record is from RefSeq and is a predicted model, not a curated record. Lineage: Eukaryota; Metazoa; Chordata; Mammalia; Primates; Hominidae. Gene Ontology annotation, biological process: homologous chromosome pairing at meiosis; DNA recombination; meiotic DNA double-strand break formation. Gene Ontology annotation, cellular component: condensed nuclear chromosome.
GGGGGAAGGCGGGGGGAGGGGCUGAGGAGCCGGAUGGGGCCGUGGGUCUGCGUUCAGGAUACCAGCGGUCCUCCCUGGCUUUCCCGGGACGUUGGUCUUGUAGUCCCUCCCCUGCCCUUUCUUUCCCUAUGGCGAUGGCCGCUCUGGCUCUUGAAAGAGGCUUCACUUCCGCGCUUAUCCUUGGAGAGCAGUUUUCAUCCGAUUCGCAGGGGUCCGCGACCUCCUAUCCCAGAUCCCCGCCUGGAGUUGAGGAGUGAGACCGGGUACGCCCCGGGAGCCAGAAUGAGCGGAGACCCAGAGAAGCCCGCUGGGAUUUCUCUUUGAUUAUGAGUAGGGAAAACCCUGUGAGGCCUCUGGAAAGACAUCAGAAGGAUUUAGUCUAGGAGCUCAGAGCGUUUCUCCAGGUGGAGAAGAGGCGGAAAAUGAGAGAGGACGGCCGGCCAUUAGUGUUUGAGGCGGGCCUGUGGCCACAGGGGGCCUGAAGUCUGAGUAUAACUAUAAGAAAUGAAUUUUAAUGUCUGGAAUAUCAAAGAGAUGCUCAGUAUUCCUUCAGGCUCUGGGAACAAGAAGUCAUCCAACUGGAAUAAUAAUCAAAAUGAUUAUUCCAGUCUCAGUGAUUCCCAGUUCCUCUUUGGAUCUCAGUUCUGUCCAGAAAAUUCAGAAACCCUAUCAGCACCCUUGGACUUUGGUGCCCACUUGAGACAUUCAAAACAGUCACAACAGAAUUCUCUGGAGGGUGAACCUAGCAUUUUCACAAAGUACCAGACAAAGCCCCAGCUGUUCGGAGGAGAUAUAAAAGAUGGAGGUUUAUUUCCUCCUCCUUUGUCAGUUGGAAAAUCAAAAGGCCUCUUGGAACAGUUUGAGGAGAAAAAGAAAAGGGCAAAAGACAAAUGUGACAGUGAGACUCUAUACAACUUUGUUUCUAAUGUUAGAGAAAGCAUUCUCAGGUUGCAGACGUCUGUGGAAAAGUCUGAGGAACAUCUCAGUUCAAGAAGCCAAUCUAUUUUGGAUUCUUUGGAGACUGUGGCCAAGACAUUACAAGAGUCUAUACAGGCCCAGAAUGAGCUGGUGUUUGAGGCAAUCCAGGACAAAGGCAACAUGGAGCAGGCCAUCCUUGAGAUGAAGAAAAGAUUUGAAGCUAGACAAGCAGAGUUUAUAGAAAUGAAGUCCAACCUGAAGCACCUUGAAGUUUUAGUUGCUCAGCAGAGCCAGGAAUUCCAGCAGCUGUGCAAGCAGCUAGGCCAGCUGAAUGUGCCCAGUGUCCUAGCAGAGCUGAAGAGAUUGAUCUCAGUGCCUCCAGUGAAAGACAGCGCUUCUCAGACGUCGCCACCUUUGGCCCAGAGCCUCAAUCUCACCAGGCAGGAAAAAUACACCUCUGAGAAACCAGUUUUAUGGCAGGCCCAGGCCCUCCCUGCUGCAUGGAAUCCUGGUAUGGGCUCCCUACAGCCUGGAGAAUUUGGUGUCUGGGGUGAAGGAGCAAAGAAUGAUGCCCUCCAAGAAGAGGCUGCACUGCCAGCAUUUGGGUCCCAUGAAAGAAAUAGGCAUGUAAAUGACAAGGCGGUGCAGACUAACUGCAAGAACUGGGCUGUUACUAAAGCAGGUGCCAAGAACCAUGGUUCCAGCAUCCCAGGCCAUAAGAUUCCUAGUGACAGGGACCUGGUUUCCCAAGGAGCCUCACAGCUCACAUCAUUGGAGAUAAACAACUUUUCAACCAGCAUUAAGAAUGCCUGCCAAAAAUAUCAAGCCCAAAGUAUGUUUUUGUGUGACCCACGUGAACAUUUGGUGAUUAAACAGAAAGAUGGGACUGUAGAAAUGCGGGGGAAAGACAAGAAGCAGCAGCCCAGGAAGGCCCACAGGGCCCACAGAGGCAGGCUCCUAGCCAGCAAGCAAAAACAAAUCCCAAUCCAGACCUGUAAAUUCAAUUCCAAAUAUCAGAGUCCUCAGCCUGCAAUUUCUGUCCCUCAAAGGCCCUUCCUGGGACAGCAGGAACCCCAUGCUCAGCCUCUGCAUCUGCAGUGUCCCAGGAGCCCCAGAAAACCAGUCUGCCCUAUUCUGGGAGGAACAGUCAUGCCCAAUAAGACAGUAAGAGCAGUGCAGGGAAGACUCUUGCAGCUCAGCAGGUGCUCUUCCCAAGACAACUGGCUACUUUCCAGCAGUUCCCAGGGGGACCACCAGAUGAGCUGGUUCAGUGACCUCAAUCUCGGAUGUUCAGAGACCCCUCUAUGCAAGGAGGCAGGAAAGAAUUUGCUCUAUGACCUGGGUUUUGAUAGCAGUGAUGAUGAUGGCUUCUGACCAGUCCACAGUUGAUUUAUUGGUCUCAGCUAGAAAGAGAAAUUGCAGGACAUUUGGGCUGGCCAACAGCAGAAAGUCCCUGAAGCCUGCCAAGUACCAGGGUCAGAGGCCCUGCUGAGGUGGGGCAAUGAGCACGAGGGCAGGGAAGGUCCAGCAUUCUGGGUACCAGGUGCUGCCCCUGACAAGGAUUAAGUGCAUCCUUAUUUAUUGGAAUGAAAUGUGAAAAUGGUGCUGAUGAAAGCUGAGGCAGCAGCCUGGUUGUGGGGCAUCUGGAGCAGGGUGCCUGUACUUUGGCGAAAGGCGGGCAGGCCUCCUUAUGGAGUAUUGUGUAGCAGAAGGGCUCUCAUAAAACUGUUGCGGUGGCAGCAUGACUCCAAACAACAUUUUUGGGUCUUUAAAAUAUUCCCUACACAUGACCAAUACAUUUUCAGGCCUCAGGAUUUUUUUCUUUCUUAUUUUUAGCCACUUAUGCUACCAGAAUGUUUGCAUUUUUUGAUCAGUAGACAUAUUACAGGACACCCUCAAUCUUCUUGUGAACAGAGAAAAUAAAAUAUCAGCCUGCCAGUGAAAGAGGUGACAUUCACUAGCAAAUGUCCAGAGCAUAUCACUGCUCACAAGCCAUUUUUCUUCCUGGUUGCUUUUUCCCUUGUCCUGUUUUUCAAGCACUUUCUUAAAACUAACAAUAUUGUAGAUCUUGUAUUUCUGAAGAGCAGUGGGCUUAUAUGGGACUUUGGCUUUCCAUUUUUAUCUUGCUGAAGUUUUUGAGUUUUUGCAACACAUAUGUAUUUUUUGUUAUCAGAAAUAAGAUAAAACAUUUAAAAGCA